UCUCGGGCCGCGAGCAACGCUUCACUUGUCGAACCUUCUGCAGAAGACUCGACCGGUCACUCACUGACCAGCCCAUCACGGACCGGCCAGCCGGUCGGCAGUGACGGUGUACUCGCCUGUCUGGGCGGUGUUCCUCGCGUCUUCAGUCGAGCCUUUCCACAAUUGCCCUCCGGUCUGUUGCCCCGACAAUCUACUCUCGGCAAAACUGGCUCUGGCAACGGUCGCGGGAGGGUGAAAUGUGAUGCCAGCCUCGAAGAGAUGACGCCUGAACCGGUGACCACAAUGUGGAUGGAUAGAGAAGUGGCCGGCGCCAGGAGACUCGCGAAUGGUCAUACAAUAUCGGGCAGAUCCGUAUGCAAUAGGACGGAAGUGAGAAACGGUAUCGCUUCCAAACUCGUCAAAGGUGGGCUGGUUGAAUAG
Molecule: messenger RNA, 420 nt
Organism: Protopolystoma xenopodis
Lineage: Eukaryota; Metazoa; Platyhelminthes; Monogenea; Polystomatidea; Polystomatidae
Source: the annotation of a GenBank genome assembly